This is a messenger RNA of Pelobates fuscus (common spadefoot toad), 982 nucleotides long. RefSeq names its product transcription factor 21 (gene TCF21). Gene Ontology annotation, molecular function: DNA-binding transcription factor activity, RNA polymerase II-specific; RNA polymerase II transcription regulatory region sequence-specific DNA binding; protein dimerization activity. The record is from RefSeq and is a predicted model, not a curated record. NCBI's taxonomy places the organism in Eukaryota, Metazoa, Chordata, Amphibia, Anura, Pelobatidae. Bases 115 to 654 code for a protein of 179 amino acids. The transcript is spliced from 2 exons. Gene Ontology annotation, biological process: regulation of transcription by RNA polymerase II; developmental process.
CUUGCAACAGGCGUGUCCAGUCUAUUGCUAAGCAAACACAUCCCCUUUAUACAGCAUUAAUUCACACCUUGAUCCCACAAGGAGAGGAGCAGCUAGCGGGCCCCACCAUACACCAUGUCUACUGGUUCUCUCAGUGAUGUGGAGGACUUCCAGGAGGUGGAAAUGGUGGGCUGUGAUGGCAUGAAACUGGAUUCCAGCAAAGAGUUUGGCAUUUCUAAUGACAGUAACGAGGAAAGCUCUGUUUGUGAUAACGAGUCUCCCAAGAAAGGCAGAGGGCAAGCAGGAAAAAGGAGGAAAAACCCCAAUAAGAAGAGUCCAUUGAGUGGAGUCAACGGUGAGGGGAAACAGGUCCAGAGGAACGCAGCCAAUGCCAGGGAGAGGGCAAGGAUGAGGGUGCUCAGCAAAGCCUUCUCCAGACUCAAGACCACCCUGCCCUGGGUUCCUCCGGACACAAAACUGUCUAAACUAGACACCCUUAGACUGGCAUCCAGUUAUAUAGCUCAUCUGAGGCAAAUUCUGGCCAAUGACAAGUAUGAAAAUGGCUACAUCCACCCUGUCAAUCUGACGUGGCCCUUUAUGGUUGCUGGCAAACCAGAAAACGACCUAAAAGAAGUAGUGGGUACUGGGCGCCUAUGUGGGAGCACAGCAUCUUGACCCGAUAGAACUGUAUGGAAAACUGUGUCUGACAACAAAUGCACAUCAACCAAAACAUGCAAGGACAAUCAGACUGCUUCAAAGGAGAGGACCAAAUGUAUAUAUGAGUUUUGUAUCAUUACAAAAACAAUUAUUUCUAUUUAAGUGUAUGGCUUUGUGCAGUGUGUGUUGCUCUGAGUCUGGCUGGCCCAAGCACUCCAGUAAGCCUCUGCAAUUUUGUACAAUACUUUGUUCCACGUGGAGAAGUCUAGAAAGAUGGCUUUGAGAGUCACUUCUAGAAUUAACUCUCAUUUGAGAUAUAUAAAUUUAUAUAUAUUAUGAAAAUAUA